AUGUCGUUGGCUGGUGUCAAUAGUUUUAGUCCUUUCUCUCCCACGACUCAACAUUACGCCACCUCGGCCGACUCUGAUAUUGAACAAGAUUAUGCAAGGACACCUUCUUAUUCAAACGACGAAUCUAACCUCGAAGACAACUUUAGCGAACGGGCUUUGGAUGAUAGUGAAGAAGAGAAUGAACAUUACCUCAAUGCUGCCAGCUCUUUCACGACUGAGGACGAGGAAGACGACGAUGAAAUGGAAUGCUCUUCGGAUUCUGAUUCGGACAUAACCGAAGACGAACAAAACGGUUCAACAGUACUGAAUCAUCGAUUUGAAAAUGAAAAUAACUUUAACCUUCAUCGGAACGGUGAUGUUGUGAUCAAUGUUCCGCCCCCAUCAUCUACCUCGAUCUCAGUAGCGUCCCAACAAAAACAAGGCCCUUUGAGAUUUGGAUUUCCUGAUUCCCAAGAAUCGCGAAGUCACGAAGUGGAUGGGGAAGAUGAGGACGAUGGCUCUUCAACAAAUUCCUACGAUGCAUCGUCUUCACGAAAGAGAGCUAGGUCAUUCUCAAAUGAUUGGACGAACAUGCACCCGCAUCCAAUACAAUUCGGUUCUUUAGAACCUGUCAAUCGAGUCAUCACUAAUAGACAGGUCGUGAACCACGGUUUAAGGGUUCCCUCAACACAUUCUCCUUCCCUACCGACUCCAAGUCGUCCUUCAAUAGGGAACGGAGUGCAAAUUGAUUAUUCUCAAGAAAUGACGGACGUCUCUCCGACACCAUUGCCAAAUCUCUAUUAUUCACGCACGAAUAAUUAUACCACAUAUUCACAGUCAUCUUCGGCUUCUGCAUCCCCAUCU
Messenger RNA from Acaulospora colombiana, 843 nucleotides. The record is from the annotation of a GenBank genome assembly. Lineage: Eukaryota; Fungi; Glomeromycota; Glomeromycetes; Diversisporales; Acaulosporaceae.